UCAAACAGGAAGGAAAUGGAAGUUUUCCCAGCCAUCUUCCUCGUGUCGAUCCUGCUUUCUUCCUGCAUCGACGUGGUGACCGCCGAUUCCAUCAUACACAUCGGGGCAAUUUUUGAUGAAUCUGCCAAGAAGGAUGAUGAAGUGUUUCGACUUGCAGUAACUGACCUCAACACGAAUGAGGAAAUUUUACAGACAGAGAAAAUUACAUUUUCUGUGACAUUUGUGGACAGCAACAACCCUUUUCAGGUUGUCCAGGAAGCAUGUGACCUGAUGAACCAAGGCAUUUUGGCCCUCGUCAGCUCCAUUGGCUGCAUGUCAGCUGGGUCCCUCCAAUCCUUGUCAGACGCCAUGCACAUCCCUCACCUCUAUAUACAAAGAACGACAUCUGGAUCACCAAGGAGUGGCUGUGGCCUCAGCAGGAGCAGCAGGAAUGAAAACUACACUCUCUCUGUCCGCCCGCCAGUGUAUCUGAAUGAAGUUAUACUCCAAGUAAUCUCAGAAUUUGCCUGGCAGAAGUUCAUCAUUUUCUAUGACAGUGAAUACGAUAUCCGUGGGAUUCAGGACUUUUUGGACAAAGCUUCUCAGCAAGGGAUGGACGUGGCUCUGCAGAAAGUGGAAAACAACAUUAACAGGAUGAUCAGUACUAUGUUUGCCACAAUGCGUUUGGAAGAGAUGAACCGCUACCGUGACACACUUCGGCGGGCAAUUCUCUUCCUGAGCCCACAGACCGCCAAGGCUUUUGUUUCUCAGGUUGUUGACUCCAAUCUAGUGGCUUUUGACUGUCACUGGAUCUUCAUAAAUGAGGAGUUAAGUGAUGGCGAUCUCCAGGAGUUGGUGAGGCGCUCAAUUGGAAGGUUGACAAUAAUUCGGCAGACCUUUCCCUUGUCCUUUAACAGCACUCACAGUUGUAUUCGUGGUAAACACAGAAUCUCUCCAUCAUUGUGCGAUCCCAAGGACCCUUACAAGCAUAACAUGGAGAUCACCAAUCUCUACAUAUACGACACCGUGGUGCUUCUGGCACAUGCUUUUCAUAAGAAGCUGGAGGAUCGGAAAUGGCACAGUAUGGCCAGCUUGACGUGCAUCAGGAAGAACUCAAAGCCUUGGCAAGGUGGACACUCAAUGUUAGAGACUAUCAAGAAGGGUGGAGUAAAUGGGAUGACUGGACUCCUGCAAUUUAAAGAACAUGGCGGAAAUCCAAAUGUGCAAUUUGAAAUUCUGGGUACGAACUAUGGCGAGGACUUGGGGAGAGGGAUCCGGAAACUUGCCACCUGGAACCCCAACUCUGGGCUAAAUGGAUCUCUAACAGAUAAAAAACUGGAAAACAACAUGCGUGGAGUGAUGCUUCGGGUUGUGACACUGCCGGAGGAACCUUUUGUUAUGGUGUCGGAAAAUGUACUCGGAAGAACAAAGAAAUACUAUGGAUUCUCAAUUGAUGUCCUGGAUGCCUUGUCAAAUUAUCUGGGCUUCAAAUAUGAAAUCUACGUGGCUCCUGAUCACAAGUUUGGAAGCCAGCAACCUGAUGGAAACUGGAAUGGGCUGAUUGGAGAACUUGCCUUCAAGAGAGCGGAUGUGGGAAUCUCAGCCUUGACCAUCACACCGGAACGGGAGAGCGUUGUGGACUUCACCACGCGUUACAUGGACUACUCGGUGGGAUUCCUGCUGAAGAAGGCAGAGAAGACUGUCGACAUGUUUGCCUGCCUGGCGCCAUUUGAUUUCUCCCUGUGGGCGUGCAUUGCUGGCACAGUGAUACUGGUGGGCCUGUUAGUGUACCUACUGAAUUGGCUUAACCCUCCAAGACUGCAGAUGGGCUCUGUCACCUCCACUACCUUGUACAACUCCAUGUGGUUUGUCUACGGUUCCUUUGUGCAACAAGGCGGGGAAGUUCCUUACACAACUUUAGCUACUCGAAUGAUGAUGGGAGUCUGGUGGCUAUUCGCUCUGAUUGUGAUAUCCUCCUACACAGCAAACCUGGCAGCCUUCCUCACAAUCAACCGCAUUGAAAACUCCAUUCAGUCCCUGCAAGAUCUUUCCAAGCAAACAGACAUACCGUACGGCACGGUGAUGGAGUCGGCUGUGUAUGAGCAUGUUCGAGUCAAAGGAAUGAACCCCUUUGAGAGAGACAAUAUGUACGCCCAAAUGUGGAGGAUGAUCAACAGAGGUAACGGCACAGAAACCUCGGUGAAGGAUUCCCAGGACGGCAUCCGAAGGGUGAAAGCUGGGAAUUAUGCCUUCGUUUGGGACGUGGCAGUGUUGGAAUACAUUGCCCUGAACAGUCCUGACUGCUCUUUAUUCACUGUUGGCAACACCCUGGCAGACCGAGGAUAUGGCAUCGCUCUCCAGCAUGGCAGCCCGUACAGAGACAUCUUUUCCCAAAGGAUCCUGGAACUUCUGCAACACGGAGACCUUGACAUCCUGAAGCACAAAUGGUGGCCCAAGACAGCGCAGUGUGACAUCUACUCCUCAUCCAGAGCUCAGCAGAAAGGCAAUGCCUUUGACCUGGCCAGCUUCGCUGGUGUCUUCUGCAUCCUGGCUGCCGGCAUCAUCCUGGCCUGCCUCAUAGCCAUCGUGGAAAACUGGUGGAACAGACGGAAAGGAUCCCGCGUCCCCUCGAAAGAGGACGAUAAAGAGAUUGACCUGGAGCAUCUCCACAGGCGAGUCAACAGCCUCUGCACAGAUGAUGACAGCCCCCACAAACAGUUCUCCACCUCGUCCAUAGACCUGACUCCGCUGGAGGUUGACACCAUCCCAUCGCGGCAAGCCCUCGAGCAGAUCAGUGACUUUCGAAACACCCACAUCACCACCACCACCUUCAUACCAGAGCAAAUCCAGACUAUAAGCCGCAGCCUGUCCGCUAAAGCCGCCUCCGGCUUCUCAUUCGGGCCAAUGCCUGACCAUCGAACUGGCCCCUUCCGAAGCAGGGCACCUAAUGGUGGCUUCUUCCGAAGUCCUAUUAAAACCAUGUCCUCAAUCCCUUAUCAACCAACUCCAUCAGCUGCGUACAGCCUCAACAAUGACCCUGAUCGAGGCACCUCCAUAUGA
Carcharodon carcharias (great white shark) is the source of this 3039-nucleotide messenger RNA. RefSeq names its product glutamate receptor, ionotropic, delta 2 (gene grid2). Bases 16 to 3039 code for a protein of 1007 amino acids. Gene Ontology annotation, biological process: synaptic transmission, glutamatergic; modulation of chemical synaptic transmission; monoatomic ion transport. The transcript is spliced from 16 exons. Gene Ontology annotation, molecular function: transmitter-gated monoatomic ion channel activity involved in regulation of postsynaptic membrane potential; glutamate-gated receptor activity. The record is from RefSeq and is a predicted model, not a curated record. Gene Ontology annotation, cellular component: postsynaptic membrane; plasma membrane. Lineage: Eukaryota; Metazoa; Chordata; Chondrichthyes; Lamniformes; Lamnidae.